Molecule: messenger RNA, 1038 nt
Organism: Eimeria mitis
Lineage: Eukaryota; Apicomplexa; Conoidasida; Eucoccidiorida; Eimeriidae
Exons: 2
Coding region: 1-1038 (345 amino acids)
Source: RefSeq, a predicted model, not a curated record
AUGCGGCCGUUGCUCCCUCUGGUAGCCUUGGUUGCCUCGGGUCUCCAGGCCGAUGCCCUGGCCCCGGUUGAAGGGGAUCCUCCUAAUCUCCCUGUUUUCCCCACUGGAGACGCAGAAGGCCCUUCCUUUUACUCCCACUCUCCACUUCCCGUCUCGCCUCAUUCAAAGAUUCACCACAGGCGAUCGAUCUCGGCUCUUGCUCUAAUCGUCCCAAUAGUUGCUGUGGUGUUCCUCAUCUACCAAUGCAUCUUGCACUUGAAGCGAAGGGAUGACCCUUUCAUAACAGUUCAAAGCAGGCGCCUGGCCAGUGGUGAACUGGACCCAUGUAGUGCACCUGAGGGAGACGAAAGUGGUUCUGAUCCGGCCGCCCUACCAACUGGCAACGGUUCCCCUCACGGCAAGCAGCUCGGGCGAUUGCAGCUCGGGCCUCAAGAUACGGCAUGUUUGACUCAGGAAGAAGUCCGUGGGGUCGGAGAUGCGCGCAGACUUUUACAGGGUCUUAUAAAGGAGAUUCAAUCACUUGAGCAGCAAUCCUCUUCGCUUUCUUCCACAGCGGCGAGCUUGCGAGCCUCGCUGGCAAAGCCACCAGAAGGGGGAGGCCCUGAAGCAGAACAAAAAAAGAAAGAAUUGCAGAAAAUGCUCCAUAAAACUUCCCAAGGAAUGGAUAAAGUAAGGGCGCAACUGGUGGAGAAAAAGUUUCACUGUAAUGAGAAGAUGUGGACGGCGGGACAAGAUUCGACGGCACUUCUCCGGAGGGCGAGCCUGUUGGCCUCUGGACGGCAUGUGACUAGCGGUGCAGCUGCUGCGUUGGUCGCACGGGAUAUUGUCCUUGGAACGGCUCCAGAUAUAAUAUUUGACGGACCGCUAAAGACUGCUUUAGGAGCGCUGGUGCAACAACUUCUGGCUGAAGAAGGUCGAUGCAAUGUAUGGGUCAACCGGUCACCUGGACCCAAUUACUGGAGCCGCCGAGUCGCUGGGGGCGGCACUUGGAAGAUGCAUGGGAGGGCCAACGAGUCAAAAACCACAAACUCGGGUUAG